Maylandia zebra (zebra mbuna) is the source of this 1582-nucleotide messenger RNA. RefSeq names its product Growth differentiation factor-15 (gene gdf15). Gene Ontology annotation, molecular function: growth factor activity; cytokine activity. Gene Ontology annotation, cellular component: extracellular region. Lineage: Eukaryota; Metazoa; Chordata; Actinopteri; Cichliformes; Cichlidae. The record is from RefSeq and is a predicted model, not a curated record.
UUGACUGCUGCUGCUCUCACAAAUCAGACCUACCCGGCUGGCUCACCAUGUGCAUCUCCCACGCGAUUCUCCCACUCGUCACCUGCACGCUGCUGCUCCUCGCCUCCACCUCAGGGGAAGGCCAGCUUCACAAGGCCCACGAAAACACACCUGAUAUGGAGAGCAUGGACAGCCAGGCAGUUCUGCUUCUGGAGGCUGUGAAGACAGGGAUCCUCAGCUCUUUGGGUAUGGACGUGGAGCCCAGACUGACCCAAAAGGCCUCGAAAAAGGAGCUUAGGGAGAUGUAUCAGCUCUACAGGAGAAAAAUAAGGGAGAUAAGAGGAAAUUCCAGCCAGCCAAUGGGGGAAAACUCGCAAUCCACCAUGUCCACUGUGCUCUUUCCAGUUUCACCAGUUAUAGCGCUUCGGAGGGGUUCACGGUCAGGUCCAAGCAUGCGGUGGUACAGAGCUGUUUUCCAAAAGAAUACGAAUAUUCAGAAUGACUUGACUGUAGCUCGAGCAGAGCUGAAGAUUUCCAGACAGGUUCUGGGUAAACUCACUUCAGUCAGGCCUGAAGCAAGGGAGGAGAUUAAAAUUAAAGUCAAUGGGGGAAAGCCAGCAGUGUGGCCGGCUGCCUGGACUGACUCUGUAGCCCAAACUAAUAUCUCAAACAUUCAAGAUGCGUACCUGGACAUCAUCCCAGAGGUAGAGAAGUGGUUCAAGACUAAUGGGAAGCCACUGGUUGUGGAUGUAGGGGUGGCUAACAGAGGGGCCCUCAAGCCGAUCUUUUCUCUGGAAUUAGACCUCACACAAGCCAACCCCGCGCAGAGGACGAGGCAGCGUCGCUCCAACAAGGAAGAUGACUGUGCUGAACCAGGAUGGUGCUGCCGGAAGUCAGUCACCGUGUCCUUCGAAGACAUCGGCUGGACAGACUGGGUUGUAGCCCCAGUCGAAUACACCAUGCAUUUUUGCGACGGCACCUGCCCCCACAACUACAAGCCGGCAAGCAUGCACACUCAGGUCAAGUCUCGGCUGCACCAGAUCACCAAAGGAGGGACACCUCAUCCCUGUUGCGUGCCGGCAGCCUACGAGCCCAUGGUCCUCAUGCACUACGACAGCAGGGGAAAAUUGACACUGACUACUUUCACUGACUUUAUUGUCAGUAAAUGUUACUGUGCCUGAGGAGAAAAUGCAACCAACCACUUCUUCAAAAUUUAAAGAAGUGUAUUUUCUGGAGUGUGUUGUCUUUUUUUUUUUUUAAGCGUUACAUACACAAAAACACAAAAAACAAAGGUUUUCAAUGAGUAUUAACGAAGCAAUUACAUUUAAAAUCAGAGUUAUGCAUUAGUUUAAAAAGCAAAAAUACCUGUGCUUGUAAACAUUUUCUAUUAGUUAUUUAUUUAAGUCUAUUUAUGGUACUGUUUGUGUUGCCUUGUUUUUGAUUUGUUACAUCAUUAUUUAGUACUAUUUAAUAUUUAAUUGCACUGGAUUGUCUGAUUCUGUGAGUUUCUUUUUUUUUGUAUUUUGGUUGAUGUCUUAUACAUUUCCAUUCAUAUGGAAAUACCAAAUGCUGAACUGCUGCACUUAAAGUUGUGAUAAUAAAA